UGGUUGCAACACUCCCGAAGAAGUCAGUGGCUGAAAAUGUGAGACAUACAAGAGCAAUAUUUGCUGAGUAAAUGUUUGUGCAUUAAUUCCUAAAUGCAAAUUUUUUUAGUUUUCAAUUAAUGCUGUGAAUCUGCAAAAUGGUGAUAAUUAUAUGGAAUUAACCCUUGUUCUCACUGAUUCAAAUUUCAAAUUUCUUCAUGCCUGGAAAAGCUCGUCGCUACAAAGUGUUCAACGAAAACGAUGAUUUUGUGCAAAGACCCCUCCUGUUAUGCAUGGAUAAUCCUGAUCCACCAUCACCUGCUCUCAAAAGAACAGGCAAAUACAGUAUGGAUGAACAAAAACCAUCAUCCUCUGUGAGUGAAGAAACAAAUUUAAAGGAAAAAGUAAUUGAUACCUAUUUUCAAGAAAGAAUUGCCAUCCCUGAAAGUGAUAAUUAUAGAUUCAGCUUUAGGAAAUUAUGGGCUUUCACAGGACCUGGAUUUUUGAUGAGCAUUGCAUAUUUAGACCCAGGAAAUAUAGAAUCAGAUCUGCAGUCUGGUGCAGUUGCAGGUUUUAAAUUAUUGUGGAUUCUUAUGUGGGCAACAUUCUUGGGUCUUUUAAUGCAGCGCCUGGCAGCUAGACUUGGUGUUGUGACUGGUUUACAUCUUGCAGAAGUUUGCCAUCGAAGGUUUCCUGCCGUCCCACGUUAUUUAUUAUGGAUUAUGGUUGAAAUUGCUAUUAUUGGCUCUGAUAUGCAAGAAGUUAUUGGAACUGCUAUUGCCUUCUUCUUGCUUUCAAAUGGAAGGAUACCACUCUAUGCUGGUGUUUUAAUAACUAUUGCUGAUACAUUUACAUUUCUAUUUCUGGAUAAAUAUGGCUUAAGAAAACUAGAAACAUUUUUUGGUUUCCUCAUAUCAAUAAUGGCUAUUACAUUUGGUUAUGAGUAUUUUACGGCUAUGCCAGACCAAGGAGAAGUUGUAAAAGGUCUUUUUGUGCCAUGGUGUUCACAUUGUGAUAAUAAAGCUCUUUUGCAAGCAGUUGGUAUUAUAGGAGCAGUUAUUAUGCCACACAAUUUAUACCUUCAUUCUGCUCUUGUAAAAUCUAGAGAUGUUGACAGAAAGUGCAAAGAAAAAGUCAGAGAAGCUAAUAUGUAUUUCUUCAUUGAAUCUGCAGUAGCUUUGUUUGUUUCUCUCAUUAUAAAUAUUUUUGUUGUUGCUGUGUUUGCAGAAGGACUUUUUGGGCAGACCAAUGCAGAUGUUGUGAGUAUUUCUGUUAACACUUUUUCAGAGCUAUGUUCCAAUGAAUAAAACUUAAUUUUAAUU
Stegodyphus dumicola is the source of this 1301-nucleotide messenger RNA. RefSeq names its product solute carrier family member malvolio (gene Mvl). Lineage: Eukaryota; Metazoa; Arthropoda; Arachnida; Araneae; Eresidae. Gene Ontology annotation, cellular component: endosome membrane; plasma membrane. The record is from RefSeq and is a predicted model, not a curated record. Gene Ontology annotation, molecular function: iron ion transmembrane transporter activity; manganese ion transmembrane transporter activity; cadmium ion transmembrane transporter activity. Gene Ontology annotation, biological process: iron ion transmembrane transport; manganese ion transport.